Gadus morhua (Atlantic cod) is the source of this 1041-nucleotide messenger RNA. It is a transcript of the gene rhov, whose product is annotated as ras homolog family member V. Gene Ontology annotation, molecular function: GTP binding; GTPase activity. The coding region runs from base 194 to 901 and encodes 235 amino acids. Gene Ontology annotation, biological process: small GTPase-mediated signal transduction. Lineage: Eukaryota; Metazoa; Chordata; Actinopteri; Gadiformes; Gadidae. The record is from RefSeq and is a predicted model, not a curated record. The transcript has 3 exons.
AAAUCAGAACCUGUUAGAGCAGAAAGCUGUCCUAAAGCCCAAACCCAUAGGUCACACUCGUCACUUCAAACUGGGCGACGCCAUAUAGCACCCGAUAGGAGAGAGCUCGCACUACAGGGCUCUUAAUAGGAUAGCUUAGUUUUGAACAAAUCAGUCCAAAGCUGCGUUUUAGAUCGUUAAUGUCCAUCUCGACAUGCCACCCCAAAUGGAGUUUGUUUACGAAUCUCGAGUGCCGUCUGCUUGCGGGCUCCCCGAAGAAGAUGAUGUGGAACCGGGGACCGUCAGUUGUAUGUUGGUCGGGGAUGGAGCCGUAGGGAAAACCAGUAUGAUCGUCAGCUACACGUCCAAUGGAUACCCCACGGAGUAUCAACAAACAGCCUUUGACGUUUUCUCAGGUCAGGUCCAGGUGGAGGGUGCUCCUAUUAAAGUGCAACUAUUGGACACGGCUGGACAGGAGGAAUUUGACAACUUCCGGGCGCUGUCCUAUGCCCACACGGACGUCUUCAUCCUCUGCUUCAGCAUGGUCAACCCCACGUCCUUCCACAACAUCACCAAGAAGUGGGUGCCCGAGAUCCGGGCGUACAACGCCUCGGCGCCCAUCGUGCUGGUGGGAACGCAGUCGGACCUUCUGCUGGACGUCAACGUGCUCAUCAACCUGGACCGCACCAAGGUCAAGCCCGUGCUCAACUCCCGGGCCAAGAGCAUGGCGGAGAAGAUCCGGGCGGCGGACUACAUCGAGUGCUCCUCGCUCACCCAGAAGAACCUCAAGGAGGCCUUUGACGCCGCCAUCUUCGCCGCCAUCAAACACAAGACCCGCAAGGCCAAGAAGCGACGCUCUUCUGACCGCAAAGCCAAGGCUUUCUCCCGCUACAGCUGGAAGAAGUUCUUCUGCUUUAUAUAAACUCUGCUUUUUAUGAACUCUAACCGAAAAAGCGUGGACAUACAAACCCCAUGGGUUGUGCGCAUGAACUCUUAUUUGAAAGAACUAUUUUCUUUAUUUAUUUACUUGACUUGACUUUAUCUGAACCCCCCGCCCCCCCC